Molecule: messenger RNA, 762 nt
Organism: Monoraphidium neglectum
Lineage: Eukaryota; Viridiplantae; Chlorophyta; Chlorophyceae; Sphaeropleales; Selenastraceae
Exons: 1
Source: RefSeq, a predicted model, not a curated record
AUGCACGCCGCCCUGCGGCCGGCUGGCCUCGCGCCGGCCGCCGCUCGGAUUCCUCGGGCCUGCGGCGCGCCUGCGGGGCGGGUGCCGCUGAGCGACGGCGCGCUCGCCCAGCGCCGCCGCAGGCUGUGCUGCAGCACAGUGCUCCUGCAGAAGCCCACCUCCCUGCCGUGCGACCCACAUCGGUGCGCCCGCCGCGGCGUGGCCCGCUCGGCUGAUGCGGCGGAUGGGAGCAGCGGUGGUGCGUCUGAUGAGCAGCAGCAGCAGCAGCAGCAGCAGCAGCAACAACAGCAGCAGCAGCAGCAGCAGCAGCAGCAGCAGCAGCAGCCACAUGCAGUUGCGGACGACUCUCCCUCUGCUGCUGCCACCAUCGAUGCAAUCCAGCGGCUCACUGGCAGGGCCACCGGCCCAGAUGCCGCCGCCGCCGCAACAGACACCGCCGCCGCGACCCCCGCCGCAGCGUCGCCGCCGCAGCUGACGCUCCCGCGCAGCCCCGCCGCCGCGCUCGCGGCCGCCUCGAGCGCCCUCUCCGCCGCGCGCGCGCUCGUCGCGCGCGCGUGGGCCGCGCUCGCCGCGCUGCUCCUCUACCUGCCCGCCUGGGUGUCCGCCCAGCGGCUGCGGCAGCUGCGGGAAGCCGCCGACGAGGCCCCCAGCGACGCCGACCGCCAGGCGGCGCUGCUGGCGGCGCUCAAUGAGCAGCGGCGACCCCGGCAGGUGCUCGAGCGGGUGGAGGCGAAGCGGUUUGCCUCGAACAGCGCGGUGGUG